Messenger RNA from Marmota monax (woodchuck), 4240 nucleotides. RefSeq names its product SHOC2 leucine rich repeat scaffold protein (gene Shoc2). Gene Ontology annotation, molecular function: protein binding. The record is from RefSeq and is a predicted model, not a curated record. The transcript is spliced from 9 exons. Bases 630 to 2378 code for a protein of 582 amino acids. Lineage: Eukaryota; Metazoa; Chordata; Mammalia; Rodentia; Sciuridae.
AAGUUUUAUUCCAUUGUAUAGAUGUGCCACGGUUUAUCUAUUCACCUACUGAAGAAUAUCUUGGUUGCUUCCAAGUUUGGACAACAAAAAAUAAAGCUGCUAUGAAAAUUUGUGUGCAGGUUUUUAUGUAGAUGUAAGUUUUCAACUCAUCUGGGUAAAUACGAGGACAGUAAUUGGUUUAUACAAGAAUACAUUUAGUUUUAUAAGAGACAGUCUAAGUGGCUUUUAUCAUUUUGCAUUCACACCAGCAAUGAAACAGAGUUCUAGUUGCUCUCUUUUCUUGUCAGCAUUUGGUGUUGUCCAACUAAUUUUUGAAAGCUGUGCAAAAGGAAUUCAAUGGAGACGGCCUUUGAAGAAAUGAUGUUGGAAUAACUAGACUUAUUUUGUAUAAGGAAUUCUAAUGAAUCAUUGACCAGCACCAUUUUACCAGUUGGAAUGAGUUGUCAGAAAUGGGCAUAGUGCUUUUAGAUCCACCAUGUAACAGAUGGAUGUUACUCCAUGCUGAUUACUUUUUCAAGCCAACACCUGUUUAAUUGUGUAGGCUCUUUGUCUCUUCAUCUUUGAAUUCAAUUGCUAGCAAAUAAAGUAAAAGUUCAUGUAGUUUUUUUUUUUCCUAAGCUUGAGUCAUCAUGAGUAGUAGCUUAGGAAAAGAAAAAGACUCUAAAGAGAAAGAUCCCAAAGUACCAUCAGCCAAGGAAAGAGAAAAGGAGGCAAAGGCCUCUGGAGGUUUUGGGAAAGAAAGCAAAGAAAAAGAACCUAAAACCAAAGGGAAAGAUGCCAAAGAUGGAAAAAAGGACUCCAGUGCUGCCCAACCAGGGGUGGCUUUUUCAGUUGACAAUACGAUCAAACGGCCAAAUCCUGCACCUGGGACUAGGAAAAAAUCCAGUAACGCAGAAGUGAUUAAAGAGCUCAACAAAUGCCGGGAAGAGAAUUCAAUGCGUUUGGACUUAUCCAAGAGAUCUAUACACAUAUUGCCAUCAUCAAUCAAAGAGUUGACUCAAUUAACAGAACUUUAUUUAUACAGUAACAAACUGCAGUCCCUCCCAGCAGAGGUGGGCUGUUUAGUAAAUCUCAUGACACUGGCUCUAAGUGAAAAUUCACUUACCAGUUUGCCUGACUCUCUUGAUAACUUGAAGAAGCUGCGGAUGCUUGAUUUACGGCAUAAUAAACUGAGAGAAAUUCCUUCAGUGGUGUAUAGGCUAGAUUCUCUCACCACUCUCUACCUUCGCUUUAAUCGUAUUACUACUGUGGAAAAGGACAUCAAAAACCUGUCAAAACUCAGCAUGCUUAGCAUUCGCGAGAACAAAAUCAAACAACUACCUGCUGAAAUUGGUGAAUUAUGUAACCUCAUUACGCUGGAUGUAGCUCACAAUCAACUUGAACAUCUUCCAAAGGAGAUUGGAAACUGCACACAGAUAACCAACCUUGACUUGCAGCACAAUGAACUGCUAGACCUCCCAGAUACUAUAGGAAACCUGUCCAGUUUAAAUCGUCUUGGUCUGAGAUACAAUAGACUGUCAGCAAUACCCAGAUCACUAGCAAAAUGCAGUGCACUUGAAGAAUUAAAUUUAGAGAACAAUAACAUUUCUACUUUACCAGAGAGUCUUUUAUCCAGUCUUGUGAAACUGAAUAGCUUGACCUUAGCUAGAAAUUGCUUCCAAUUGUAUCCAGUGGGUGGUCCAUCUCAGUUUUCUACCAUCUAUUCCCUCAACAUGGAACACAAUCGAAUCAAUAAAAUCCCAUUUGGAAUUUUCUCUAGAGCAAAAGUAUUAAGUAAGCUGAAUAUGAAGGACAAUCAGUUAACAUCACUUCCUUUGGACUUUGGAACUUGGACCAGCAUGGUAGAAUUGAAUUUAGCCACUAAUCAGCUCACAAAGAUCCCCGAGGAUGUAUCUGGACUUGUUUCUCUUGAGGUUCUAAUAUUAUCAAACAAUCUUCUGAAGAAGCUUCCCCAUGGUCUUGGAAACCUUAGGAAGUUAAGAGAGUUGGAUCUAGAGGAGAACAAAUUAGAAUCCUUGCCAAAUGAAAUUGCUUAUCUUAAAGAUUUACAGAAAUUAGUCUUGACAAACAACCAAUUGACCACUCUUCCCAGAGGCAUUGGUCACCUUACCAAUCUUACACAUCUAGGCCUUGGAGAGAACCUACUUACUCAUCUUCCUGAGGAAAUUGGUACACUGGAAAACCUAGAAGAACUGUAUUUGAAUGACAACCCUAACCUACAUAGCCUUCCCUUUGAGCUGGCUCUCUGCAGCAAGCUUUCAAUCAUGAGUAUUGAGAACUGUCCACUCAGUCACCUUCCACCUCAGAUUGUUGCUGGGGGACCUUCUUUCAUCAUUCAGUUCUUAAAAAUGCAGGGUCCAUAUCGUGCCAUGGUCUGAUACAAAUCUGCUGGUCCCACACACUGUUCAAAAUAGACUGCCAUUAAUGUUUCAUAUCUAUAUCUGUAUCUAUUUAUGUAGAUAUUGAUAUAUAUGGCAGAUUUAUAAAGACUGCAUUAUGUGUUUCUGCUAAUAGAGGAAUUAUAGCCAUUUAGAUUUUUUAAAAUUCUGUACAAAAGGCUUAUAAGUUUUCUUUGCUGAAAUUGAUGUUUUUCUGUUUGUAAUCUGAUAUGCCAGUUUGCUUAAAAAUUUGCCAACAAAUUAUGAAGUUGUUAAAUUUAAGGGACAGGAGUAGUAUAGUUAGAUAUGUUUAUCUUAGGAAAAAUAAUGGACAAACGAUUUUGUUGCAACUUUUCGUAUACAUUUUCCCAUUACCAAUUAUGAGAUCUUUAUAGUGAAAUAGGCCCUGAAGGUAGAAUUUUUCUUUAACUUAUUUUGAAAUUUGAGAUUUAAAUUUUUAUAUAUUGUUUACAGUCAGAGUAAAUCACUGGAUUUUUGUUGUUGUUGUUUUGAUUUGCUCUGUUAUAAUCAGUCAAAUAGAGUUUUAUUCUCUGUUAAAGAAUUUGCAUCAGUUAGUAUAAAUAUUAAAAGAUAUUUGCUCGUUGAAACAACUGGCAAAGUGAAAUUAUACAAAGAUCUAUAAUUCCUUUAAUUUUGAUUCCUUUAUGAGUUUGUGAAGCAAAAUAUCUGAAAUGAGUCUUUGAGUAAGGGGAGGAUCUUGAGACCUUUCCUGUUAUAAAUAUGUUUUCUGAAGUUUAGGGGAACAGAUAUUUGUAGUGAAAAGGAGUUUUGUUUUUGGAUUUUUUUUUUUUCAUUCCUAAAAGUCGCAGAUCCACAAAAACAGAAAAAAUUGGCAAAUAAAUAAAUUACACAUAAACACAUUCUAUAUAUGUAUAUACAAUGCUAUAUAGAUAUGUAUUUAUUAUAUCAUAAACUACAAUAGGUAACUUUAAGGAUUUCUCCCUAUCCUUGUACAAUGAAAUGAAUGUCUUUCUUUGAAAACUGCAAUAUAUGUACGUUUCAAGGUUAUUUAACAGUGUACUAUGGUUUUAUAUCUUGACUUGCCUUGUACAUCUUUCAGUUCUAAAAUAUCUGUCUAAGCACAAUAUCUUCACACUGUGCUGUAUUGCUGCUGAACUAAAUGCACUUUUCCCCACGUGUGGGGCACUGGCUUCAAACAAUUCAGUUCAGUACCAUUACUUUUAAUAUCAUCUUUUCUUUCUUGAUAGUUAGUAAUAUGGUUUUGGAAAAGAGGAAUAUCGCACAGAAGCCAUUGGUAGCUCAAUGGAAGUUAUGUAAAGUGUGCGUGUAUAUUUGAUAUAUUUUCUUUUGCUUUACUGCCUUUAAGACUAGCAGAAUUGUAAAUGUGUGCCCCUUAUGUAGUACUCUUAACUUUUGGUAAUAUUGGUCCAAGUCAGUUUAAUUGAGGAAACUCACAAAGUAAGUGCAUUCUGGGUAUCAUCCAAAAAAAAAACCACUUUCCACAUAAUAAGUAUUAUAUAAUUACAUAUUGCUGCUUUUUUUCCCAUUUAGAUGGACAUUACGUUCCAAACCCCCCCAAAAUUUGUUUUUAAAUUAUGAUAUUAAGAUAGAGAUUUGGGCUGUUUUGCUCUUAUAGGCACUCAAAUUCAGGACUAGGUUUGGGGUCAAACCUGUGUUCAUAAUUGACAAUUUUAUAAGGAACAACUAAAAAAUGGAAGGCAGGUGAAGAUAUAAAACCCUAGAAUGCUUAAAUGUGCUGUAAAACUAUUGUAGAUGUCACUGGAUUUUACCAAGUAAUAUCCUUUCUUUUUUCCAUCUACUGUGGCUUUUCAGUUAAAAUUUUGUUUAUAAAAGGAAUUUGUUUAUUACAGCUCUACCUA